AUGGCAACUGUCAAGGGUGAACUUGUUAAGAAUGUCGCUGAAGAGAAGGCCAUUCAUCACAAUAAGAUCUCCAUUGUAGGAAGUGGAUCGGUUGGUGUGGCUUGUGCUAUCAGCAUCUUAUUAAAAGGUUUGAGUGAUGAACUCGUCCUUGUGGAUGAUGAUGAAGGCAAACUGAAGGGUGAGACAAUGGAUCUUCAACAUGGCAGCUCCUUUAUGAAAAUGCCAAAAAUUGUCUCCAGCAAAGAUUACCUGGUCACUGCAAACUCCAAUCUAGUUAUUAUCACGGCAGGUGCACGCCAGAAAAAAGGAGAAACACGCCUUGAUUUAGUCCAGCGAAAUGUGUCCAUCUUUAAAUUAAUAAUUCCCAGUAUUACCCAAUACAGUCCUCACUGCAAACUGCUUAUUGUUACUAAUCCAGUGGAUAUCUUAACUUACGUAGCCUGGAAAUUGAGUGCAUUUCCCAAAAACCGUGUUAUUGGAAGUGGCUGUAAUCUGGACUCUGCUCGUUUUCGUUACUUUAUUGGGCAAAGGCUUGGCAUCCACUCUGAAAGCUGUCAUGGGCUGGUCCUCGGAGAGCACGGUGACUCAAGUGUUCCUGUGUGGAGUGGUGUGAACAUUGCUGGUGUCCCUCUGAAGGAUCUGAACCCAGAUAUAGGAACUGAUAAAGAUCCUGAGCAGUGGGAAAAUGUCCACAAACAAGUGGUUUCCAGUGGCUAUGAGAUGCUCAAAAUGAAAGGUUAUACUUCUUGGGGCAUUAGCCUAUCUGUUGCUGAUUUAACAGAAAGUAUUUUGAAGAAUCUUAGGAGAGUGCAUCCAGUUUCUACCCUAAGUAAGGGCUUCUAUGGAAUAAGUGAAGAAAUAUUCCUUAGUGUCCCAUGUAUCCUGGGAGAGAAUGGUAUCGCAGACCUUAUAAAAGUAAAACUGACACUUGAAGAGGAGGCCUGCUUGCAAAAGAGUGCAGAAAUACUUUGGGAAAUUCAGAAGGAGCUCAAGCUUUAAAGUUGCUUAAAGCUACCAUUCUGUAGAUUGAAGAUGAAAUAGUCGUUAUGGAAUUGUAUAUGUCAAACUUUCAAAUAAAUUUGAAUUCUAAAAGUUGGAAAAAUAGAGGAAAGUGAUCUAUUUAGUGUAGCCUUCCAGCUUUUUUCUUUUUUUUGGGUCUAAUUCUGUCACCCAGGCUGGAGUGGCACUAUCACAGCGCACCACAACCUCAACCUCCCAAGCUCAGGUGAGCCUCCCACCUCAGCCUCCAGAGUA
Molecule: messenger RNA, 1254 nt
Organism: Cebus imitator (Panamanian white-faced capuchin)
Lineage: Eukaryota; Metazoa; Chordata; Mammalia; Primates; Cebidae
Gene: LDHAL6A
Product: lactate dehydrogenase A like 6A
Exons: 7
Coding region: 1-999 (332 amino acids)
Biological process (GO): carboxylic acid metabolic process
Cellular component (GO): cytoplasm
Molecular function (GO): L-lactate dehydrogenase (NAD+) activity
Source: RefSeq, a predicted model, not a curated record